ACUGGCAGCUGAUAUAAAUAAUUAAUCAUUUUAAUUAAAAAUAAUUUUCCUUUAGAGAUAAUUUGCUACAGGCCUAAAAAACACCCAUACACAAUAUCAUCUUUAAAUCUAAUUUUUUAUCGUUUUGUUGUCAGAUUCAUCCCAAAUGAAGAAAUUAGUAUUCAGAUCAUAGAAACAUCUGCACUGAUGACAUAUGAGGGUCUGUCAACAAAAAAGGCCCAGCCCAUCUAAAGAUCUAUAAAAACAGCACAAAGGGAGGAGAGUUAGGAUGUUCUCUCCAUUUGCCUUGAGGUACAUCACAAUCUGCACCUUCUGACUUUGAGGUUUUUUAUGGCUUAUUUUUGCUGUCAAGAUGAACUUAACCGAAAACAGCAAUUUGAGCAGCACAUUUAAUUUGAAAGCAAUUAACGAGAAGCCUUUGGUGGUGCAGGUACUGGUGGGGAUUCUUCUCUAUGUGAACGGACUGAUGAUUUUCACCUUUUUGAAGAAAGAGACCUUCAGGGAAACACGCUACAUUCUUUUUGCUCAGACUCUUUUUGUUGACUCUGCUCUUAUGCUGUUGACUGAUUUAACCCUCAUGGGGUCAUUUUACCAGUACCCUGUGCAUAUAAUUCCUUGUUAUAUCUUCUGCACACUUAUGUUUUUGCUCUAUGUUUGUUCACCUAUGACUCUUGUAGCCAUGUGUUUGGAGCGCUACGUAGCCAUAUGUAUGCCUUUAAGACAUUCCAGCAUCUCCACCCCUAAAAACACCUUAAUUGGGCUUCUUGUGAUAUGGAGUGUCAGUUUUAUCAUCCCAUUGUUUGUUUUAAUAGCCUCUUUUGCUUAUAUUCCUCCUGGUGUCUUUCAUCAAUAUGUUGUGUGUAGUGUGGAGAUCAUGUUACAGGUAAAAUGGCUGGCAGACAUGAGAGCGACAAGUCUGCAGCUCUUAUUCAUCAUGAUGCUGUGUGUUAUUGUCUCCACCUACAUCAAGAUUAUGUUGGCGGCCAGAUCUGCCUGCUCUGAGAGGAAGAACUCCACAAAUAAGGGUCUCAAAACUGUUAUUCUCCAUGGUGUUCAGCUGCUUCUGUCUAUGAUGCAGCUUAUAACCCCUUAUAUAGAAAUGCCUUUAUGGAAAGUAGAUUUCAUGCUAUUUGUGAAUGUAAGAUACUCAAAUUUCAUUUUGUUUUUGAUCUUGCCUCGUUGUUUGAGUCCCUUAGUUUAUGGGUUACGAGACAAAAAGUUUUAUAAUGCUCUUAAAUAUUAUGCUUUUUGUGGCAUUUUGGUUUGUAAUAAGUACAAAAUAAGAAAUGGUAAACCUUUAGAGGCGUAGUAAGC
Messenger RNA from Onychostoma macrolepis, 1314 nucleotides. RefSeq names its product odorant receptor 131-2-like. NCBI's taxonomy places the organism in Eukaryota, Metazoa, Chordata, Actinopteri, Cypriniformes, Cyprinidae. Gene Ontology annotation, molecular function: G protein-coupled receptor activity. The transcript has a single exon. Bases 353 to 1309 code for a protein of 318 amino acids. Gene Ontology annotation, biological process: G protein-coupled receptor signaling pathway. Gene Ontology annotation, cellular component: membrane. The record is from RefSeq and is a predicted model, not a curated record.